Tachysurus fulvidraco (yellow catfish) is the source of this 1467-nucleotide messenger RNA. RefSeq lists its product as uncharacterized. NCBI's taxonomy places the organism in Eukaryota, Metazoa, Chordata, Actinopteri, Siluriformes, Bagridae. The record is from RefSeq and is a predicted model, not a curated record. The transcript has 4 exons. Bases 64 to 906 code for a protein of 280 amino acids.
GAGGAGGCCCCAGGGAAGACCUAGGACACGCUGGAGGGACUAUGUCUCUCGGCUGGCCUGAGAAUGCCUCGGUAUUCCCCCCGGAAGAGCUGGAGGAAGUGUCUGGAGAGAGGGAAGUCUGGGCCCCCGGAUAAGCGUACAUCAGUCCGUCCAACCUCCUCCCCUGCCAUCGGAUCCAACUUACCACCAGUUCCUGUAUCAGUUGUCAUUACUGCAGAGGUGAAGAGUAAUCAGACUGCUGUUCUGCCCUGUGAUCAGACGUGUUCUCAUCAGGUCACAUGGUCUCAGUUCACUAACGCAGGUUAUGUAGUGGCUCAGUGUAAUCAGACAUCCUGCAGGUCAGCAGAAGGAUUUAACAUCUCCCAUGAUCAGUAUCUGAAGGGAGAUCUGACCCUCAACAUCACUGCAGCUGAUGACAGUAAGAGGAACAUAUACACGUGUGAGUGUGAUGGCAAAUACGUUAAUGAUGUGCGUCUCAGCAUCGAGUACAUCAGAUCACGGGUUCAUGUGAAUCCUGGUGAAGAUCUACAGCUGAAUUUGCACAUAUCAGACCAAGUGGAGGUGAUCUUUAAACACAGAAAUUCAACAGAUCCACAUGGUGUACAGAUCUGCAGUGUGUAUAAAAGCUCACUAAACUGUACAGCUGAAUACACACAGAGAACAUCACUCACUAACACACUUCUUACACUAAGAGGAUUCAAGAGAACUGAUGAUGGAGUUUACAUCGUCAGAGACACGAAGUAUAACGAGAACCUUCAGUACUCAGUAACAGUAAGAGAUCAGCACAAAGAUCAGGAGUCUGCUCUACCAGUGUGGGCGAUCGUCCUGAUGGUGGUGUUGGUACUUCUGGUUUCUUUCUUCGUCAAACAUAAGCGACAUCCAUGUGCCCAAACACUUCCAGUUUAGUCUCAUCAGACCAAAGCACAGACUCCCAAAACUCAUCUUUACCUUUCGUAUGUUCACCGGAAAACCUCAGUCUGGCUGUGAUGUGCCGCUGUUUGAGUAAAGGGGUUCUUCUGGAUCGAUGGCUCUGAAGCCCACCACGAUGAAGAGCCCUCACAACUGUUUUCCUCAAAACAUUAACUCCAAAAGAAGCCAGGUCAGCAACAAUCAUCUUGGCAGAUGUCUGGGGCAUCUUGCUGACAUCUCUGACUAUUUUCCUCUCCAGAGUUCUUGAAAUCUUGUGCUUACGACCACACCCAGGUUUGUUUCUUACAGAAUUUGUCUCCUUGUACUUGGCAUUGAUGCAACGUACAGCGGUUCUAGACACUGUCAAAUGCUUGGAAAUGGCAGUAUAGCCUUCCCCGUUAUCAUGAGCCUCCAUUAUCUUCUUUCUGAGCUCAAAACUGAUUUCCUUUGUCUUUCUGUGUUUGGCAUGGUGAGUAAAAGUAGUAAUAAUGUGAUCGAUUGCCCUGCUCCUUGGAGUCCUUUUAUGCUGAUUGAAUGCCCAGGUGUUGUUAGGAAGCC